Molecule: messenger RNA, 5770 nt
Organism: Rhincodon typus (whale shark)
Lineage: Eukaryota; Metazoa; Chordata; Chondrichthyes; Orectolobiformes; Rhincodontidae
Gene: uspl1
Product: ubiquitin specific peptidase like 1
Exons: 7
Coding region: 993-4268 (1091 amino acids)
Biological process (GO): Cajal body organization; protein desumoylation
Cellular component (GO): Cajal body
Molecular function (GO): SUMO binding
Source: RefSeq, a predicted model, not a curated record
GGAUGGGUUGGUGUGGACUCAAUGAGCCAAAUAGCCUGCUUUCACACUGUAAUGAUUCUAUGAUUCAAUUAGCUCAAGACUGACAGAUUAGUACACAUUAUUGUGUUCUGUCUUUAGUGUGAAGGAGUAAUUGUAAAGAAUUUUGCCAACCUUCUUUGGAAGAAGCAAGAUAUGUUGUAGCUAUUGAGAAGAAAGUGCUAACAGUGGAUUGUGAUUUUUCUGUUCCCUUGCACCCACAUUUAAAUCUAUUCAAACAUGUUCAAGAUUUUGAUUUCAAAGACCACCAGUUCUGUUAUGAAAGCCAUGGAAUUAAUUGCCAUAGGCUAGGUGGGUAUCAGACUUGCCCUGUUGAGGCAAGUCUGUUAAUAUUUUACUUCCCUUUCAGUUUUAAAUCGUGCUAAUUUGAGGCUUUCUUCUCCAUUUUGAAAAGAUAUUUGCACAGAUAUCUUUAAAAGCAUUACUUAUAGAAUUGUACUCAACACAGUGUGAACUUUCUGCAAUCAGGCUGUUUUUAAAAAAAAUCAAAAUAAAGUUUGUCUGUCUGCUCUUAAGUGCAAUGCUUCACUAAGGUUUAAUUUUUAAAUUUAAAUAUUUAGGUUGUGAGCAUUAUAAUGUCUCCUGUGCAAGUAAAACUAAUGAUAGACGCUAUGGUUAGAUCAUUUUUAUUGACUGUGCAAGAACUCAGCUACACCUCUCCUUAAAACAGCAGUAAAAUUAAUCUCAAUUUAACACUGGUGAGCCGAUGGUAGCUACCAGUUUCCCUGAUCUGGCAUUGAUGCUUAAAACAUUGUUAGCUACAUAUAAUUUUGAGCUUAUUAGAUGUACGUUUAUAGUAUGAUACUAGCUAUGGGUGUUGUAUGUUACAAGUUUGCAGUUUGCCCACAAUUUAGCAAAAAUCAAGGUUUUAAAUAUUCACUAACAACAUCUUCAACUUUUAUUUUAACAGCGUAUUCUGAGAAGUUCCUGAUGGUAUACUUCAAAUCACCGGUGAGAUGGUAAAGGUUAGCCUUUGGCUGAGCAUGGCGGAUAAACAGAAGACCAAGACUGGUUUGCCACUGAGUGGCCCAAGCACUGAUAUAAAUGUAUCUUCCAGCCACACGGUGGGGUAUUUGGGAAAAUUUUCUGAAAAUACCUCACUCAGUCAAGAGCAAUACUGUCCUGCCUGUGCUGCAAAAGGAGAAAAUAAAACUUUGCGCCGAUACUAUAUAAGUUUAGAGGAAUCCAUUCUUCUUUGUGAAAGUCCACAGUGUGUCUUUCCUUUGGGAUGUAAACCAUUGAAUGAGAUCCUCAUUUCACCUACCUUGUCUCGACCGUCAGUUCAUACUACGAAGAGCGUAUUUGGAUCAGUUGCACUAGUUCCUCUGCAUAAGCGGAACGUGAAACGACAGAAAACUUCUAAUUGUAAUAAUAAAGACUUUUUCAAUGAAUCUUGUGAUGUACCCAAGGAAGCAUUUCAACCAGUUGAAACUGACCUAAAUAAAAUAGACAAUUUUGUCCCUUGUUCAGAAAAUGGAAGCAAUCAUAAUACAGUUAAUUCUAGUGAAAGAAAUGGCAUUGUUAUCCCUCAUAAGGCAGUUCCUGUGGUACCUGAUCAGUUAUACGGCAAGAGAAAGGAACCACCGACUGAAUCUGAACAUUCUGGUCAGACUAAAUUGGAAGUUCCAAUUGUGGGGUCACAGGUUGAACAAUUAUUUCUUCAGUGGAAGAACACAUCUGCUCUCUGCUGGCUAGACUGCAUAUUGACAGCUUUGGUCCACUUGAAAGUGCUAAGAAAAUUAAUGCCUAAUCUAGAGACGGAAAUGGAAUCUCCAUUUAAGAAACUGUACACAGCAUAUGAUCAGGCCUGUGACCUGGUAUCUAACUGCCAAAGCCGUUGCAAAGGAGUCCCCGAUAGCCCAGUCUUUGCUUUUCCACAACUCCUACGGCAGGAUCCAAACGUUGAGGCGCUGUUCAUGCAAUCAUAUAUUUGGAGCUUUGAAUGCACGAAGUGUGGCUAUAAAUGUGAGGAGAAAUGUCAGAAAACCUUGCUUACAUUUACAAACAUAGUUUCAGAUUGGCACCCACUGAAUGCUGUUCAUAAAGCAACCUGCAAUAAAUGUCGAGAUAAAGAUCAAAAAAGGAAAAUGCUUUUAGAUUGUGUGUCAUCAAUAUAUAUGCUACAUUUUGUCGAUGGUUUACCACAUGCAGACUUGGACAUUUACAGAUUUGACUUUCAAGGCAACUCAUACAAAAUCUGUACUAUUAUUCAGUAUUUGCAAGCUGUGAAACACUUUGUGACGUGGAUCCAAAAUUCUGAUGGGUCGUGGCUUGAAUGUGAUGACUUGAAAGGUUCUAAUAGUUGUCGGCAUUCAGUUUUAAAUGUUCCUGCGUAUGAAAUUCACAUUGUCAUCUGGGAAAAGAUUGGCCUUGAAAAUCCAACACGAAGCAGCAACAUGUUUUCAUUUAGUUAUUCAACCUCUACAACUGUCCCAACCUUGACAAGCAAUGCCACUACCUCUGUGUCACAGCAGCUCUGUGAAACAUCAUUAAAUAGUCCUGUUCGGUUAAGUUCAGUCAAGAAACCAAUGAUCAGUACACAUCCUGAGAUUACACCUAAUGCAAACUGUGUAAAGGCAGGUGAACAAGGCACUUCAAAUAAUAACUUGCUUUCAGGUUUGGAACAUUUGACAGAUGAUGCAGUGGUAACGCUGAAUCUUGUGGAAGUUAAAGUAGACAAUGAGGGGAACCCAGUGGACAAUUCACAAUUCACAUCAAGUGCUGAACAAGACGAUUUGCAGAAUCAGCAGAAAACUCUACAGAAUUCAUCUCUUGUGACUCAGGUGGCUGCUGACCAUGAUGUAUCCGUACAAUCUUGUACUGAUACACAGUAUUCUAAGGACAUUUUCCAACAAAUAAACCGGGCAACUGUCAUAGAAGGUGACAUGCCUCAAAAAAAUGUUUUAGAAUCCAAAGCAUCUUCAUGGCCACCUAGACCAUCUCGGCUACAAGAAAUUGCUGUGGCUGGUGCCUCAUCUGCAGUAUUACGAAAAGAUAAUUUAACAAGUUCAAAUGCCUGUCCUCCUCACGAAAGAAAAACUGCAUCCGAUUGUUCAGAAAUGUCUAUACAGUCAAAGGCAAAAGUACAAAAGGAAGAUCACACCAAAAUCCCAGUAUCUGAGAUCUUGAAAAAGUCUACUGUAAAUGGGUCAUCGGCUGAUAUUUCUCAACCUGUAGCAGCUAAAAGAAGCUUUGCUGUAGGUUGGACGAGGAACUUGUUCAACCGUCACCUUUCAACGCUGGCAAGCAACCAACCUAGAAUAUUGCCUCGGAAUGAAGUUAAAAAUGCUCCCAAAGGCAAUGUUUCAUUAAAAACGUUUGAUCUAAAGUACCCUGUAAAGGAGCGUUUUGAUGGUUUCAAGACCAAAUAUUCCUCAAAACGUGCACAGAGCGUCAAAGAAUUAUCUGUCUGUCAAGAUUCAAAUAUCCCUAAUGCUGCUUGUAUACAAAAUGACAACUAUUUGCCUCAAAAUUCGGGUAACAUGAAGGAGAACUGCAAAAUGUUGUUGCCUAAGACAGUCCCUUCUGGUAUCCAUACAUUAAACAAAACAUUUCUUAAUUCAUCAAAAUGUGCUGAUCUCUCAAAAUGUGAAACGAGGACUUGUAAUAUGAAGAGUCAGUGCUCCAGUUCAAACAAGCAAACAGAACUGAAUUAUGCCAGCUCAAAAGCUCAUAGUCUUCGUCUCAAGUUGCUCAAAAAACUUAAAGACAAAAAAGAUCAGCUAAGUUCGCUUGACCAGCUAAUGAAGAUUAAGCAGUUGGGUGAAUUUGACAAUGUAUAUGCUAGUACUUCUAGUCUUGAAGGACAGUUAAACGUUGCAAACAAUGGAAGUGCAUUGUACGAUGAUGUAUUGAAUGAACUUUGGCGUGAGCUUGGCGUUGAAAAUGAUAAGUCAGUUUAUACAGCCAGUUCAAGUGCUUCAUUGAAUAGUAGCCCAGACCAUGAUGAAUUACUUGCAGAACUUUUCACCCCACCUACAACCGCUACUACAUCUAAUUAUGUGCAAAGUAGUGACUCAUGGCUUUGUGGAAGAGCAGCAAACUGUAAACCAAGUAAUGACUGUACCACAGCUCCAAGGACUGUUAGUGGUGACCACAUAUCACCAGUUUACGAGAGCCCCACAAAGGAGGAAAUGUUAGUAGAUUUGUUGUCCACAUCCACUCUUAACUCUUUAACGGGAGAUCACGAUGAAUUGCCUAACUUUGAUGAAAAUCUUUUUGAAAACUGCUAGGAAAUGGUCAUUUUGAUAAAGCAAUGAGGAAAUAUUGUCUCCUAUAAUUUAGAACUUACUGAGUAAAUUGUGUCCAGUUUCUUGCAUGUUUAAAAAAGGUUUUUUAAAUUUUGAGUCAAAUGAAUGGUUAAUGCAUUCUGUGAAUGUACUUAAUUUGUUUUCAGGUAGUUUGUGGUAUUUGCAAGAUGUGUGAGGUUGCAAUGACACUACUGAAUAAAAUAUUGGUAAUGCAUAUUUAAUACAUGUUGCUGACAUCCUGUUAAGAACAAAAAAGUAAACCAGAUGUUCUUGACAAAUGGAGUUCAAUUUGCGGUUAGUGCUUUAAUAUAUUUGUGAAUACCAUAUUUUUGUUAAAAUUAAUUUGAAGUGCAAUUUGUUAACCCUUAUUAUUUGUAAACUGCAAAUAUUUAAAUCAUUUGCAAUGAUUAUAUUUCAAAUAUUUUGAAAAUGUUAUUACAGACAGACUAACAAAAUUGAGUAAAAUCAAAUUAACAGUUUACUGAAAAGAUUGACUAAGUUCACUAGCAUGAACCAAUUGAUCUAUUGGAAUAAUUUCAAGUCUGUAAUGCUAUCUGAGGUCAGCUAUAAUCCACUUCAGUUUGGAUUGUUGUUCCUGUCAUCUAAAUUCAUUCAUUAGAUUCUUAUUCUAUACAUUCUCCGUCACGUGUACUUUUUACUUAAAUGGAAAAAUGUAAUGAGAAAUAUUUGCCAGUCAUGCAAUAUGGUUUAUAAUUGCGGCAAAUGAUAGUUCUUUCAGUUAAAGUUGUGAAGGGAGCUAGACUUGCAAUUUAAUUUAGCAUAUCAUGUAAAUAAGGGUGACGUUUUUGAAAUAAAUUCAGUCACUAUUGUGAUAUGUUUGAAAAAAGACAAGAUGCUUGAGACAAACAGGCCAAUUAGGAUCUGUGGAGAGAAGAUCGUUAUUAAUCUUGUGGGCAGGAGCCUUCUUCAGGCUUCUGUCCAACACAUCAACUGGUUUUCUCUUCAUGGAUGGUGUUUUUUCAACUUUUUAAAUUUUCUUUCAGAGCUCCAACAUUUGUAGUUCCUGAGUUAUUUUAUUUUGUAUAAUGCAAAUGUUGUUUCAUGGGUUUUGAAAGUUCAAUGUAGAAAUUUGUGCUGGAAGCUCUAAGAUAUGGAUAUGUUUUGUUAAGUGGGCACAAAGUUAAACUGAUUUAUUUAAGGGAUGUUUUGAUAUCUAAUAAAGUUUACUGUUCUUAAUGUUUGAAGUCUGUAUAAGCCAUGCAUAUUAUGCUGAGAAUUACACUAGUAGAACAUUACUCGAGCCAGACCAUCAAUACAAGACAAAGCAAAUAACAAUUUUAGUGGACUCUUAGUAGCCCAGAGUACUUUAUAUACUUUCCAAUGCUCGUGCAAAAUUAUUUGUGGUGUAUUUAGUUUUAGUUCCUCUGACUUUGUAAGUUAUUAGCUGUUUGGUCUUUGUACUUUCAAUAAAAAUGUUGUGCUGGUCAAGCGACCAAACAAUAAACUUAUUCCAAUUUACCUAA